Peromyscus californicus insignis is the source of this 434-nucleotide messenger RNA. RefSeq names its product seminal vesicle secretory protein 6-like. The coding region runs from base 38 to 403 and encodes 121 amino acids. The record is from RefSeq and is a predicted model, not a curated record. Lineage: Eukaryota; Metazoa; Chordata; Mammalia; Rodentia; Cricetidae. The transcript is spliced from 2 exons.
CUCAGCUCAGCUCUCAGCCAAGGCCCUUCCUGGCAAGAUGAAUCCUGCCGGCUUCUUCCUCCUUACAGUGCUCCUGGUUCUGGUGACAGAAACAGCUUCAAGGAAAACCCGUGAAAAAUUCUCACAAGCAUCUGACGACAACAUUGAUCUAAAGGCCCUGGGGGGCAGUGGAGGAUCCAGUUCUUCCCACGAUGAGUACAGCCGCAGUGAGAGCUCAUGGAACUCCUUUAAGUCAAAAAGUCCGAAAGCCGUCAUCAGCAGCGAGGAAGUCUAUGAGGAAAGGAAGCAUAAACAGCGUAGUGGGGACAGCAGUGAUGACAGGGCAGGCGAAUCUUCCGGGGAAAUGGAGCACUUCCUACGGCGAAAGGAGAAGCAGCGGUUUGGACAAGAAAUUAAUAAGUGAUACAGCUAUGGACCAGCUGAAAGCCUGCAUC